This is a messenger RNA of Drosophila gunungcola (fruit fly), 2332 nucleotides long. RefSeq lists its product as uncharacterized. NCBI's taxonomy places the organism in Eukaryota, Metazoa, Arthropoda, Insecta, Diptera, Drosophilidae. The coding region runs from base 106 to 2208 and encodes 700 amino acids. The record is from RefSeq and is a predicted model, not a curated record. Gene Ontology annotation, cellular component: mitochondrion. Gene Ontology annotation, molecular function: isocitrate dehydrogenase (NAD+) activity; NAD binding; magnesium ion binding. Gene Ontology annotation, biological process: tricarboxylic acid cycle; isocitrate metabolic process. The transcript is spliced from 2 exons.
CCCGGGCCUGAAAACUCACCCGUGUUCCAAGCGAUCGAAUGUCCCCGACUUAAUAAUUCAAAACCACAUAUUCAGGCAGUAAGUUCAUCUAAAUUUCAGUAGACCAUGUCCGGCCAACUGUUGAAACUUUCUGCUUCGGGUCGGCAGUCAAGUACCACCAGCUGUCACACAAAUCGCAAGAUACUCCAGCUCAUGAAAUCCUGGUGGUAUCGCAGGCGCUUCGAUGGGUUCGAGAAAAAGGAGAUCCCGGCACGUCAGCAAUUUCCGAGGAUCCGACGGAGUCGCUAUCCGGACGCAAAGGAAAAUCCGUUCCGUAGAAGUCCCGAUUGUCUGCCAGGAAGGGGAGAGGUCCUCGUGCCCACACGCAUUCAACCGCCGCGGAAUUCAAUGUGUUUAUCGUUAAUACGAUUCUUUGGAAGCUCCGCUUUUGAUGGGGGAUCCGGUGAACCACCGGAAGAUCGGGAGGGCAAGCUGAUUAAGUUCCCUGUGAGAUCUCGUUCAGAAACACUUCAAAAGGGAAAGUUGGAUAUCUCGAAAACAGAACCGCUUGCCUUUGGCACAGAUACUUCUUCCGGGAAGGAAUCAUCUCAGUCAAGUCGUUUACCGGGACUGUCAGAAAAGUCUACGAUUAAGGAGUUAACUCCAACCCAAACACCAAAGGCUUUGGAUCAAUCGGGAAAAGACGGGGAAGACGAUGAGCUCGAAAGUGUUUUACUCAAAUCCAUCACGGAGUCUAUCAACGCAUUUGAUGAAUCGAAUGAACCUAGGAAAUCGAAUGAUCCCCUAGGAAUUCAAUCCCAGCCACCGGCACGUAGCCAAAGUGGAAGUAAACCACCAAGCAAACCUCCUUCAGGACCUAAAAACCCUUCAAAGCCGCCGACAAUUGGAAAGCAUCAUCCAUUAAGCGUGAACAAUGCCGGAGCGGGAGCUAAACCUCCUAUAAAAACAGCAUCUGGAGCGGGAAGUAAGCCACCUGGCAAACCUCCUACAGGAAGUAAACCUCCCAGUAAACCGCCUACUGCCAGUACAACGCCCACAGGAAGUAAACCGCCUACUGGAAGUAAACCUCCCACAGGAAGUGAGCCUCCCAGUAAACCUCCCACAGGAAGUAGGCCCCCCAGUAAACCGCCAGCAGGACCCAAGCCACCAACGGGCGGAGCUGGAGGCAAGUCUGGAAAGGAUGCAGGUGGAACAAGAGUCAUAACCCUAAUGCCUGGCGAUGGCAUUGGGCCGGAGAUCUCGAUGGCGGUGAUCAAGGUGCUGGAGGCCGUGAAGGCACCUCUAAUCUUCGAGCCCGUGGACGUGACGCCGGUGACCAAUGCCCAGGGCCACACCACAGUGCCCGACCAGGUGAUCGAGAGCAUGAACCGGACGAAGGUGGGUCUGAAGGGUCCCCUGAUGACCCCGGUGGGCACUGGCUUCCGCUCGCUAAAUCUCACCCUGCGCCAGCUGUUCAACCUGUACGCCAACAUCCGACCUUGCAAAUCGCUACCUGGUGUGGAGACCAUUUACGGCGACGUGGACAUAGUUACGAUCCGGGAGAACACCGAGGGCGAGUACUCGGGCAUCGAGCACACCCUGGUCAACGGGGUCGUCCAGAGCAUCAAGCUGAUCACGCGGCCGGCCUCGCUCCGGGUGGCCGAGUAUGCUUUCCAGUAUGCCCUGGACAUGAAGCGGAAGAAGGUUACGGCCGUGGCCGAGUCCCAGGCCAUGCGAAUGUCCGACGGAUUGUUCCUGACAUGCGUCCGCGAAAUGGCCGCCAAAUACAAGAGCAAGAUGGACAAGGCGGGCAUUGUCUACGAGGAGUCGACGAUGACCACCCUCUGCCUGAACAUUGUCCAGGAUCCCAGGCGAUACGACUUGCUGGUGCUGCCCAAUCUGUAUGGCGAUAUCAUCUCGGACACUUGUGCCGGAUUGAUUGGCGGACUGGGUCUGACGCCCUCGGGCAAUGUGGGCACCAAUGGCGCCAUUUUCGAGUCGGUGCACGGAACUGCUCCGGAUAUAGCUGGAAAGGAUCUGGCCAAUCCCACGGCCCUGCUGCUGUCUACUGUGAUGAUGCUGCACUACAUCGGAAUGCACGAGCACGCGGACAACAUAGAGCAGGCUGUGCUGAAGACCAUCAAAGAGGACAACAUCCGCACCAUGGACUUGGGCGGCAAGGCCAAGUGCUCCGAGUACACCAAUGCGCUGAUCAACAACCUCAAGUGACCCGAUUUGAUUCUAUUGAACUUAUACUUAUGUCAUUGUUAAACUUGAUUAGAGCUCAAAUUGUCUUUUGAAUGCCCCCGAGGUAUUUUGUUAACAACUAAUUAAGAAUUACUUGCAAACUUUU